CCUGUCAUGGCUUCUUCUAGCUUUGUUGUUACCAUGUUACUAUCAUUCUUCUUACUAACAUCACCGGAAAAUGCCGCCGCCGCCGCCGCUCCGUACACAUCCCUCUUUAGCUUCGGGGAUUCGUUAGCCGACACCGGCAACCUCCUUCAUAUCUUACCGGAAACAAACCCGCCUCCCCACUUUGCCCUCCCACCUUACGGAGAAACCUUCUUCCAUACCCCCACCGGCCGAUUUUCCGAUGGCCGUCUCGUCAUCGACUUCAUCGCCGAAAGUUUGGGGCUUCCGUUUCUUCCGCCGUACAUCGGGGAGGAGAAAAAUGAAAGUGGCCGCCGGAAUUUUAGUCAAGGUGUGAAUUUCGCCGUCGCCGGUGCUACGGCUUUGGACGAUGCAUUUUUUGAGGAAAUUGGAAUCGAUCAUUUCACCCCUAAUGUCUCCUUGUACUGCCAAUUGAAUUGGUUCAAGGAAAUGUUACCAACCAUUUGCCACUCCUCAUCAGAAUGCAAGGAAUUUCUUAAAAGCUCAUUAGUAGUAGUGGGUGAAAUUGGAGGAGAUGAUUACAACUACGCAUUCCAAGUAGAAAUAUCAACUGAUGUUAUUAACUCAUACGUUCCAAAAGUCAUCUCUAAAAUUGGCUCAAUUGUCGAUGAACUGAUUGGCCUAGGAGCCGUUACAGUACUUGUGGCAGGAGAGAUACCAAAGGGAUGCUCAGCAGCUUAUCUAGCAAAAUUCAUGAGCUCCAACCAGAAUGACUACGAUUUUGAAACUGGAUGUCUGAAUUGGCUAAACAACUUUGCAAAAUACCACAACAGCCUUUUGAUUAACGAACUUAAUCGCCUCCAGGAACUUCACCCCCACGCUACAAUCAUCUAUGCUGAUUAUUACAACGCGGCAAUGCAAUUUUACCUCACCCCAGACAAAUUAGGAUUCAAAGAAGGGGCACUUGUAGCAUGCUGUGGAGCAGGAGGACCAUACAAUUUCAAUGAAUCUUUUAAAUGCGGGUACCCUCCAACAAAAUCGUGUGCUAACCCAAAUUUGCAUGCUAAUUGGGAUGGCGGCCAUUUAACAGAAGCUGCCUAUAAAUGGUUAGCCCAUAGUAUACUCACCGGAGCCUAUACCGACAAAAACCUUAAUACAAUUUCUACUUCCUUCAAAGCCACUUCUUAAAUUUAAUUUCUGCAUUUUAAUUUGUUAUGUAAUAAAUUUAUGUAUGCUUAGUCUUACAAGAUACAGGCACCGCCUAUUAUGUAAGCACCUAUUAUGUAUGGUGUUAGGUGUAUGUUAUUUGUAAUAUAAUAUAUGUCACGACUCACAACACUUGAAUUGGGGGAAAUAGUACCACCUACCAUUCAGUAGAUGAGCUUUGAUAAAUUAGAUUUAAAGCUCGAAUCUCACUGAAAAUAUAUAAUUCUGUACGAGUUGUUGUAUUUAAGAUAUUUAAUUUUAAUUUUAUUUGGCAUGAA
Ipomoea triloba (trilobed morning glory) is the source of this 1460-nucleotide messenger RNA. RefSeq names its product GDSL esterase/lipase At1g28580-like. The record is from RefSeq and is a predicted model, not a curated record. The coding region runs from base 7 to 1164 and encodes 385 amino acids. NCBI's taxonomy places the organism in Eukaryota, Viridiplantae, Streptophyta, Magnoliopsida, Solanales, Convolvulaceae. Gene Ontology annotation, molecular function: hydrolase activity, acting on ester bonds. The transcript has 4 exons.